Paramuricea clavata is the source of this 557-nucleotide messenger RNA. Lineage: Eukaryota; Metazoa; Cnidaria; Anthozoa; Malacalcyonacea; Plexauridae. The record is from the annotation of a GenBank genome assembly.
AUGGCGACGAAUAUAACAGAAACAAAACAACAACGCGCCCUAUUACUACACUAUGCUGGCCCGGCCGUCGAAGAAGUAUUUGACACUUUACCUGAUACAGGCGUAGACAAGGACUAUAAAGCAGCUGUAGACGUGCUCAAUGCAUACUUCAUACUAUCCCUCAAGUUAACUCAGCAUUCGAAGAAUACAACUUUCGCCAAGCAAAACAACAACACGGAGAAAAUAUCGAUGCAUUCCAUACCCGGCUUAGACAACUCGCCCAAACCUGUGAGUUCGCCAACAUCGAUAAAGAAGUAAAAACACAAAUAAUCGUCGGAUAUUUGUCACAGCGAUUACGACGGCAAGCUCUUCGUGACAACCCAAAUUUUAAAGACUUACUAACCUAUGCCAGAGCACAAAAGCGAAGCGAAGCACAAGCCACAGCCGUAGAAAAUGGCGUGUUAUCCAUAAACGCUGUCAAAAACGAGCAAAGAGACACAAAAAUCAGCAAGACUCACGCAAAAUAUCAACAACCAUUAACACAAUACGUCACCACUCUGCGAGGUACAUAUUGCUAA